GCCUCAACAGUGAUUGAGUCUGCUUUUAGCUUGCCUUCACCUGCCUUGGCUUAUUCUGUUCGUGAGCAGCUGUUUGGCCCAUAGAUUAGAGAAAACAGCCUUUUUUUUUUUUUUUCUUUCCCAAGAGAGUCUCCUCUCUAUGCUAAGAGAGAUGGGGAGCGGGGAGCCUAAUCCUGCUGGCAAGAAAAAGAAGUACCUCAAGGCCGCCCUGUACGUGGGUGAUUUGGACCCUGAUGUCACUGAGGACAUGCUCUAUAAGAAGUUCAGGCCCGCUGGCCCUCUGCGUUUCACCCGAAUCUGCCGUGACCCAGUGACCCGCAGUCCCCUGGGCUAUGGCUAUGUUAACUUCCGCUUUCCUGCGGAUGCUGAAUGGGCCCUGAACACCAUGAAUUUUGAUUUGAUUAAUGGCAAACCAUUCCGCCUCAUGUGGUCACAGCCAGAUGACCGUUUAAGAAAAUCUGGUGUUGGAAAUAUAUUCAUCAAAAACCUGGAUAAAUCAAUUGAUAAUAGGGCCCUGUUCUAUUUGUUUUCGGCUUUUGGGAACAUUCUCUCCUGCAAAGUUGUAUGUGAUGACAAUGGCUCUAAGGGUUAUGCCUAUGUGCAUUUUGACAGCCUGGCCGCUGCCAAUAGGGCCAUCUGGCACAUGAAUGGAGUUCGGCUGAACAAUCGCCAGGUAUACGUUGGUAGAUUCAAAUUCCCAGAAGAGCGUGCAGCUGAAGUUAGAACCAGGGAUAGAGCAACAUUCACUAACGUUUUUGUUAAAAACUUUGGAGAUGACAUGGAUGAUGAAAAACUGAAGGAACUUUUCAGUGAAUAUGGGCCAACUGAGAGUGUAAAGGUAAUAAGAGAUGCCAGUGGUAAAUCUAAAGGCUUUGGGUUUGUAAGGUAUGAGACACACGAGGCUGCCCAAAAGGCUGUGCUAGACCUGCAUGGAAAGUCAAUUGAUGGGAAAGUCCUGUAUGUAGGGCGAGCACAGAAGAAAAUUGAACGCCUAGCUGAGUUAAGGCGGAGAUUUGAACGGCUGAGAUUAAAAGAAAAAAGUCGACCUCCGGGGGUGCCUAUCUAUAUUAAAAACCUGGAUGAGGCCAUCGAUGAUGAAAAACUGAAGGAGGAAUUUUCUUCAUUUGGAUCAAUUAGCAGAGCCAAAGUGAUGAUGGAAGUAGGGCAAGGCAAAGGUUUUGGUGUUGUCUGCUUUUCUUCUUUUGAAGAGGCUACCAAAGCAGUCGAUGAGAUGAAUGGUCGAGUAGUGGGCUCCAAGCCCCUGCAUGUCACCCUGGGCCAGGCCAGGCGCAGGUGGUGAGAAUCAGAAUUUCAAUUUGUUUCAGCCUUAGCUGGUGCCUACUUCAGGCUCCUUUGUGAUAAGGGGUUAUUUUACGCCAAUUCACAGUUGUUGUUGUUGUUGUUUUUUAAGUGAAUACUUUCUUUUGAAAACAAAGUGAAACUAGAAAGCCUUGUUCAUUUUAGUGAACAUAAUUUCUAAUUGUAAAAUUGUCUUUUUAUACAAUUUUUGAUAUAAUAUCCUUAGUGAUGUGUAGAAUAAAAUUU
Messenger RNA from Marmota flaviventris (yellow-bellied marmot), 1545 nucleotides. It is a transcript of the gene Pabpc5, whose product is annotated as poly(A) binding protein cytoplasmic 5. Lineage: Eukaryota; Metazoa; Chordata; Mammalia; Rodentia; Sciuridae. The record is from RefSeq and is a predicted model, not a curated record. Gene Ontology annotation, molecular function: RNA binding.